Molecule: messenger RNA, 561 nt
Organism: Notodromas monacha
Lineage: Eukaryota; Metazoa; Arthropoda; Ostracoda; Podocopida; Cyprididae
Source: the annotation of a GenBank genome assembly
AAUUGUGUUCAAGUAGAUUCAGGAAGUGAAGUGGGGGUGCCGCCGCGAUGCGAGGGAUCGUCAGUGCCGUCGACGUCGGUGUCGAAUCCCGUUAAGGAUGUCGAUGGGUCGACACAGAAACCGUCGUUGGUCGCCCCGACCCCUUCUGUGGCUGACCAAGUAGCUGCCCUCAACAACUCCUUACAUCAGAUCAAAGACUGGCUGGAAGUGGUGGACAAGAUGCUGCGUCAACAGCCCGUGACCGUGGGGAACGUGGAUGAGAUCGCCAUCCAGGCGGAAAAGCAAGAGCAAGUGGUGAGUCUUUUUCGGCGAUCGCGAGGAAACCGAGGCGUUUCCGGCGUCCAGUGCCAAGUGUCGCGUGCCGGGUCAGGUCGUCGGGUUGGGUUGGGUCGGGUCGAGUCGAGUCGAGCCGCCCCACGAGAAAGUCUCCAUAUUUAUUGUGUCGCUGCGGGGGAAAUGAAUGGACGCAUUGAUUCCGGGCGGGCGGUCGGUUGGUUGGCGUCCCUCGAGGGCCUGGCCUGGCCCACAGGGCCCUCCUUGGAACCCUGGCCUCCGAACUGA